Messenger RNA from Acanthosepion pharaonis, 954 nucleotides. The record is from the annotation of a GenBank genome assembly. NCBI's taxonomy places the organism in Eukaryota, Metazoa, Mollusca, Cephalopoda, Sepiida, Sepiidae.
AUGCUUGAAGAUGUUGCCCCUUGUGCUGAUGUGGUCCUUCGGGAAACAGAUGGACAAUUAUCAUCACCAUCAUUGGUUAUGACGACGGUCGCAAUUCCGUCUCACAUGGGAUCCCCUGCCGUCCCUGUUCUAAAAUCUUUUCUUGCUGGAUCCCUUAGUGGGACAUGUUCUGCCCUUUUGUUUCAGCCAUUAGAUCUUGUGAAGACACGGGUUCAAUCCUCUGUGACUACAGGGAAAGGACAUACGGGAAUUGUUUCUGUUGUUAUCAAUGUCCUGAAACAGGAAAACAUCACAGGAUUAUGGCGUGGUGUUGUACCAACAAUCACACGAUGUGUACCUGGUGUGGGCAUUUAUUUCUCACUUGUGCACACAUUGAAGACACAUUUUGGGUCUGGUAAUACUAACCCUUUAGAAUCUCUGCUUAUCGGUGCUACAGCACGAGGUACUGCUGCUACCAUUAUGCACCCAAUAAGUGUUCUUAAAACAAGAUAUGAAAGUGGCAUCUACAAUUACAAUAGCAUUCCUCGAAGUUUAUUCUUGAUUUACUCGACUGAAGGCAAAGCUGGAUUAUUCAGUGGCUUGGCACCAACCAUUGCUCGUGAUGUUCCUUUUUCUGCUCUUUACUUUAUGUUCUACACACAAAUUAAAUCAUUUUUGCCUUAUGAUAAAAUUGACGAGCAUUACAUACCAGUGAUACACUUUAAUAUUGGCAUCAUUGCUGGUUUGUUAGCCUCGUUCAUCACACAGCCUGCCGAUGUAAUGAAAACUCACAUGCAGUUAAAUCCACAAAAGCACACCAAUCUGAAAGAUGUCAUCACUUUUAUUUACCAGCGAGAUGGAUUGGUUGGUUUCCAACGAGGGUUUGUGCCUCGAGCUCUCCGUAGAUGUUUAAUGGCUGCUAUGGCUUGGACAGUUUAUGAACAGAUGAUGAAAGGCUUUGGACUUGCGACAUGA